CCCUACCCCGCUCCAACCUCCCCAUUCUCUCCUCCCCGUUUCUCCCUUGGCUCCAACUUUCUCCGCGCCGUCGCCUUUUCCACACACCCACACCCCCCACCCCAAUCCAAACCCUUCAAAUCUCUCCGAUCCCCUGAUCCCUUUUCGCAUCAGCGCCCCCCAAUCUCUUCCCCGAUCCCCUCCCCGUCUCUCCUCCGAUCUCCAAAAAGGGCGAUGGUGAGGGGAUCAAUUGGGAGGCUCGUGAGCCGAUCUCUCUCGCUUGCGGGGAAAUGGCAACAGCAACAGCUGCGGCGCCUCAACAUCCAUGAGUACCAGGGUGCUGAAUUGAUGAGCAAGUAUGGGAUAAAUGUUCCGAAGGGAGUGGCCGUUUCUUCUGUCGAUGAGGUUAAGGAUACUAUCAAAAGCUUCUUCCCUAACGAAAAUGAGGUUGUUGUGAAGAGCCAAAUUCUUGCUGGUGGAAGAGGAUUGGGAACCUUCAAAAGUGGACUGAAGGGUGGAGUGCAUAUUGUUAAGACUGAGGAGGUGGAAGAUCUAGCAGGUAAAAUGCUGGGCCAGAUUCUUGUCACCAAGCAAACAGGUCCGCAAGGGAAGGUUGUGAGCAAGGUUUACUUGUGUCAGAAGCUGUCACUUGUUAAUGAGAUGUACUUUGCUAUUACGCUUGAUCGGAAAACUGCUGGUCCACUCAUUAUAGCUUGCAGCAAGGGAGGAACUAGCAUUGAAGACCUUGCAGAAAAGUACCCUGAUAUGAUCAUUAAGGUUCCUGUUGAUGUUUUCAAGGGAAUCACAGAUGAAGAUGCUGCUAAAGUUGUUGAUGGUUUGGCACCUAAGGUAGCUGACAGAAAUGCUUGUAUAGAACAAGUGAAAAAGCUGUAUGAACUUUUCUGCAAAUGUGACUGCACAUUAUUAGAGAUAAAUCCGAUGGCUGAGACAUCUGAUAAGCAGCUUGUAGCAGCUGAUGCAAAGUUGAACUUUGAUGAUAAUGCUGCUUUUAGGCAGAAGGAGAUAUUUGCUCUUCGUGAUCCAACUCAAGAAGACCCCAGAGAAGUCGCUGCUGCCAAGGCAGAUUUGAAUUAUAUUGGGUUGGAUGGGGAAAUUGGUUGCAUGGUGAAUGGUGCGGGUCUAGCCAUGGCUACAAUGGACAUUAUAAAAUUGCAUGGAGGGACACCUGCGAAUUUUCUUGAUGUUGGUGGCAACGCAUCUGAAGGCCAGGUGGUGGAAGCAUUUAAGAUACUGACAUCGGAUGACAAAGUUAAGGCAAUUUUGGUGAACAUUUUUGGCGGAAUCAUGAAAUGUGAUGUGAUAGCAAGUGGAAUAGUCAAUGCAGCUAAACAUGUUUCAUUGAAAGUACCUGUGAUCGUUCGCUUGGAAGGCACUAAUGUUGAACAAGGGAAAAGAAUUCUUAAGGAAAGCGGAAUGACCUUGAUCACCGCAGAAGAUUUGGACGAUGCAGCGGAGAAAGCUGUGGAAGCUGCGGGAACUCUCUCCCAGUGACAUUGUUCUCGACAUUCUUUUUUAUAUAUAUAAAGGAAAUCCAUCGCAGUGUUUAGAUUACUGGAGCAACAACUGUGAAAUUUGGCAUUGGAAUUUUGCUUUUUUAGAUCUACUGAAAUCUUGAGAUAGGUUUAUAAUAAAGUAUUGGGGUACAAAUUUUGAGCAACCUACGUCUUCCGCGA
Ananas comosus (pineapple) is the source of this 1673-nucleotide messenger RNA. RefSeq names its product succinate--CoA ligase [ADP-forming] subunit beta, mitochondrial. The record is from RefSeq and is a predicted model, not a curated record. Gene Ontology annotation, biological process: tricarboxylic acid cycle; succinyl-CoA metabolic process. The coding region runs from base 214 to 1491 and encodes 425 amino acids. Lineage: Eukaryota; Viridiplantae; Streptophyta; Magnoliopsida; Poales; Bromeliaceae. Gene Ontology annotation, molecular function: succinate-CoA ligase (ADP-forming) activity; metal ion binding; ATP binding. The transcript is spliced from 13 exons. Gene Ontology annotation, cellular component: mitochondrion; succinate-CoA ligase complex.